ACAGCCGCAACUACAAAAAGCCUGCUGCCUUCCCCCAGUGUCAGGGGAAGGAGGACUUCUGCAGGGCAAGCCCUGAUACCAGCCCACCUGAGCGUGCUUUGGGGUUGCAUAGCUUGAGACAUGCCUGAACAGAAAAGUGAAUUUGGGCCCCUCAAGACUCAGGUUUGCUUGCUGCUGGUGCUGUGCCUGUGCCAAUGGACACAGCAAACUCUGGCAACACCAUGCCAGGGGAGCGAGAUGAGAGUGGUCAGUAAGGGUGUAAAGAAAUGCUGCCCUAAAUGCAUCUCAAGCACAGGCAACAAGCCAUGUGCAGAAAUUGAGGACACGGACUGCAGAUGUCCUCAGGGAUACAGCUGUGCUAAUCGGGUCUGCGACUCCUGUCAAAAACUGCCUGAAUGUGCAGAAGGCGAGGAGCUGGUUAAGUAUGGCAUUAUUGACUACUCAUUUAAAUGUAAACCAUGUGAGAUAGGAACCUAUUCUAAUGUUAAGAAUAGCUGGUGCCAAAACUGGACUGAUUGUGAAAGUUCUGGGUUUCUAACAAUGAAGCGAGGCAACAGGACACACAAUGUUGUGUGUGGCUUCCCUGUUAAUUUGGAGCAAGAUGACUCUAUGUAUACCACCAUCCUGGCCAUAUUUACUGCAGUGGCUGUAUUUGUUCUCAUCUUGCUGACCUUCUUCUUGCAUUUCUGCAUCUGGUCACUGAAGAAAGAAAAAUACCACAUGGUUGACAAUGUGGAACAUAACUUCUCUAGGCUGCUGCUGGCUCCACAACCACCACACCACCGAGAGGAGACUUACAGCUGCCAGUUUCCAGAAGAAGAACAUGGCGACAAAACGCCAGAAGAAAAGACUGGCUAUUUCCACCCUCAGAGUCCGCACUGAAAACAGAUAAAUUGCAAAGUGCCAUGAGAAUGAGGAACUGAGCUCAGCUGUUAAAAAAAAAUGAGAAGAAAAAAAAAAGGGAGGGACUGGGUGCAUAAAGCAUCAUUAUGUACAUAGCAAUAAGGAACGGGUUUGGGGGAGUUUUGCUUUGUUUCUUCUCAACAAAACUCGCGUUUAGAAACGAAGGAGCUGCUUAAGUCAGUCUGACAUUCAAUUCAGCUGCAUUGCUUUAGGCGGUUUUCCUGAGUUGUGGGUUGCUUUUUUGUUGUUAUUUGGUUGUUUUUCAUGCUCUUUAUAAUAUUGUUUGGGACAAGAGACCCUUCUUGUUAUUAUUCCACUUUGCAUCUUCUGCACAUGUCUGUGCGGUGCUCCUCCAGCCUGACUGGUGCCUGGCAGGCCGGUGUCCUGCCAUCAGCCCCUCCAGGGCUGCAGGAGGUAUGGAAAUAACUGUGCCGAGCAGUCAGAACUACUACUCUUCUUUGGGCAGGCUUUGCAUUCCUGCCAAGUCGCCCUUUUAGUUGGGCAGCAAAGGGCCUUUACUUUUAAUCCGUGAGCUACUCUGCUCUCCUACCACAACAGCACCUGCUGGCCAGUCUCGGUGCACAGAGGUGCCCAGGUGAGGCUGCUGUGGCCACGUUCUUUGUGUUUGCAGGGACUUUCCUAUGCACGCUCUGUCAUCCCUUCCAAAAAAACUGGAAGAAGAAGGGGGUGACAUUUAUCCAUGUUCUCCUCCACAACUCAGCUAUCUUUGGUACCUGGAAUGCUGAAUUAAAUACAAGAGAUUUCAGAAAGACUCAAGGAUCAUGCUAUCUAGAGAAAGACACAGGACUUAACGCACUCUUCUCACCUGGUUUAUAGAGCAGGAAAAGAUGGAUGUCUUAAUUAAUACAUCUGGAUGUGGAAAACAGAGAGAAGUCAACCACUUGUUCCUGAUGCUUUUUCUUCCCACUCCAGAAGAAAAGGAACCAGGUCUUCUGCUGAUGUGUACCAGCAUAGCUCCAAUGACUUGACCAUCAGCUGAAAGAUAUUCCCCUUAAUGAACAUUGAACAAUGCAGGAUUUUUUACUAGGGUGUCCUCAAGUUUCAUAGGGCUCUGACAUGGCUAGAAUUUGUCCUUUUGCCUCAAUUUAAAGGGGGAGUGUUUCAGUUGGUUGGUUUCUGUCAGUUGGCACUGAUUUCAGAUAAGAAUCCAGUCUGUGGCUUCAACUAAUUGAAAUGUUUUUCUCAUUUUUUAUAU
Cygnus atratus (black swan) is the source of this 2119-nucleotide messenger RNA. It is a transcript of the gene TNFRSF18, whose product is annotated as TNF receptor superfamily member 18. NCBI's taxonomy places the organism in Eukaryota, Metazoa, Chordata, Aves, Anseriformes, Anatidae. The coding region runs from base 121 to 882 and encodes 253 amino acids. Gene Ontology annotation, biological process: positive regulation of cell adhesion. Gene Ontology annotation, cellular component: external side of plasma membrane. The record is from RefSeq and is a predicted model, not a curated record. The transcript has 6 exons.